AUCCUCUGUCAAAGGGGGGGAAAGCAGGCAAGACAGUCCCAUAACAGUUGCUUCUCCCAACAACAGCCCCCAUAAUUUAAGAGCUGCGACUGCUGAGGUGCAGACAUCAACCAGAGGAGAGCCCGAGGGUUUCGGGUUACUCUCUCUGUGCUUCCUCUCUUUAGAGCUGGCCGGUUCUAGUGGCGGGUUCUGGUUCUGCCGCUGCCGCUGCCGUGUAGGCUCUGCAGUGGACUGAUGUGUGAUCAGCUCGGUGACACCGUCUCUUCACCGUGAAUCUCGCUCCACCAUGGGCAACGACAACAGCACUCCGGACGUGCCGCCACAAGGGGGCACCUCUGACAACGUGGUGCUCUUCCCUCCUCACUCUGACCAUUCAGAGCCUCAACAUCAGGCUGAAGUUCACACAGAAAGAUCAGCAGCGGAGAAGAGGGAGAGCAGGGCAGAGAGCGGAGCGGUCCACACCUCGCUGCCCGCAGCCCACGGACAGGACGCACAGGGCAGCCCGUCGCCACGGCUACCGCGCUCUGCCGAGGACGAGGAGCGGUGGGGGUGCCGGGCGGAGGACAGGGAGGAGCUGGAGUUUCCACAUGACCUGCUGCCCAGCACUGACCUCAGCACCGAGCUCAACCUCUCUUGGGGGACGUCUCUUGGACCCAUCCAGAGCAUCGACUCUCCUGAAGGGGAACUAGAGUUCCGUACCCCCACCGAAGAGAUCGUCCCUCCCGUGGAAGAGCAAGCGGAGGACGACGUCCACUCCGAUUCCAGGUCCUCCUCACCCCCCCCUCUUGUUGAGAGGAACGACCCCGUCCCUUCUUCCCCGAAACCCCCGGCGGACCACCACGCCUUCCCUCCCGCCCUGCCUGCCCACCUCUUCCGGGACGCCGCCGAGUUCCCCACACCUCCCCCCACCCCUCCGGAGAGGAACGCCCCAGCCUCGGAGCCCGUCUCCCCACCUCCUGCAUCCCCACCUCCUGCUGCUCCUGAAGCCCCCCGCACCCCUCCACCACCUCCUCCUCUUCCUCCUGCCCAGGAUCAGGAGGAGGCGCUGCACACCCCUCCACAACCUCCUUCAUCUCCUCCUGCUGAACCUGAAGCCCCCCACACCCCUCCACCACCUCCUUCAUCUCCUCCUGCUGACCCUGAAGCCCCCCGCACCCCUCCACCACCUCCUCCACCUCCUCCGGCCCAGGAUCAGGAUCAGGAGGAGGCGCUGCACAUCCCUCCUCUUGUCAGGAGCUCAGACUCUGACGGAGCCUUUGAGACUCCUGAAUCCACCACUCCAGUGAAGGUUGCGUCCCCCCUGCUGCCCCCCCCUGAAGGAGAGCCCUUCUCCCAGCCGCUGCUGUCUGAAGACACCGGCUUCGGCUCUGGCUCAGCCUCAGCAGCAGACAUCACUCUCACCGAGGCCGUCACCGAGGCCGUCACCCAGGACUCCGCCGGCCGGGCACUCAGCCGAUCCGACUCCACCGUCUUUGACGAGGACAAGCCCAUCGCGGCCAGCGGCGCCUACGACCUCGACCGCCUGCUGAGGAACGCCGCUUCGUCCAACUCUGCUUCUGGAUCGUCAGACCGGAACUCGCUGACCCGCUCGCUGAGCCUCCAGGCGGGAGAGCUCGACCAGAUCCCGGGCCCCAGUGAUAAAUCCGUAUCUGGUUCCGAUAAGCUUCUGAACCAGCGGGUCGAGGCCUUCAGCGUUGGCACCGAGAGCUUCAGCGCGGGCACAGAGAGCGCCCCUGGAACCUUGCGCCGCGCCAAGAAGCCCCGCCCGGCCUCCCUGAAGAAGAAACCCGUCUCCAGGCAGAACUCCAACCCAGAGAGCACUUCGCCCAAGUCUGUUUCAUCCAGCAGCACCCCAGAGGCCAAGAAGAAGGCCGAGCCCCGAGCGGAGAGCCCCCUACAGGCCACCGAAGAGCAGGGCGGCCCCUCAGCCACUCCGAGCCCUGCGGGAACCCUCCGGAGGAGCCGGGUCAAACCACGAGUGGAUAGCCCUCCGCCCCUGGCAGAGGAGACCACCCCAUUCAGCCCUCCGCCCCUGGCAGAGGAGACCACCCCACCCAGCCCUCCGCCCCUGGCAAAGGAGACCAGCCCACCCAGCCCUCCGCCCCUGGCAAAGGAGACCACCCCACCCAGACCUGCUCCAGCUGCUGUGGCUGCCCCGAUCGCCCUCUGCCCAGAGGAAACUCCGCUGCCUGCCCCCACGUCCGCUCCGGUCCCCGACGAAGAGUCACCCAUCCCGCCCUCGGGAUCCUACAAAUGGGACCCCGACAACUUUGAAGACAUCGACCCAUUCAAUACCGGCGGCAGCAAAGUUGCCAAUUCGCCCGUGCUCUCCAGGAAGACCGGCGGAGACUUCGGCUCAGCAGGAGACCCGGCUAAGAAGCCUGGACCUGCUGCCACUACCACUGCUGCUCCGGUGGUCCCGGCGGUCCCGGCGGUCCCGGCAGAGGCGGCCCCCAUCUCCGAGCCAGCGGAGGCUGUGAGUGCCGAGGAGCAGCCGCUGAACGCCAAGCGCCAACCCGUCAGGCUGGAGUUCGACUACUCGGAGGAGAGUGGAGAGACUCCCCGCGACACCACCCCGCCGCCCAAGAAGCUGGGGAAGAAGCCCGGGUCCAAGAUGCCGCUCCGCAAGCCCAAGUUCGGCCUGAGGAAGGCCCCCCCCCCGCCACCGCAGCUCGAGCAGCUGGACAACGCUCCCGCCCCUCCGCCCAACGUCGAUGACAUUCCCAUUCCCAAAGGAAGCUACUGCUUUGACCCCAAUAAGUGGGAGGAUCCGAACUUCAACCCAUUCUCGUCGAAUGCCGGUGUUCCGAACUCCCCUAGCAUCUCCUCGGGCGGGUACACUUUCGAUCCGGACUCUUUCACCGACUCCUCCGUCGAUCCUUUCCAGUCCACCAACAAGAUGGCCAACUCGCCACCCAAGGCCUCCUCGUUUGAGGUGUCCGCUAAUGACAACGAAAACGACAACGACAAUGUUGGGGAGAUGGAGGAUCAAAACCAGAACAAACUAGCGAAGAAGAAGAAGCCAGUCAAGUCCAACACGUUCAGAGUGAAGAGGUCACCCAAGAGGUCACCCAUGCCUGAUCCAGCGACCCAGGAUCCGCUGGAUCUGGACUCCCCUGACCCCCCUCCCGCCCCCUCGCAGGACCACGCCACCGACGAGGAGAAGCUGGCCUCCUCCACCAAUCAGAAGUGGGUCGCCCGCCACGACGUGGAGGCGGAGCUGACCGCUGACAUCCAGGACUACCCGCAGCCCUCUGACCUGACGGCGUUCGUCAAUGAGAGCAAUGCGACGGACUAUGAGAUUGAAUACAUGGAGAAGAUCGGCUCCGGCACGCCGCCUCUGUCCUCUAAGAAGCCCACCCUCUACCUAAAGCUGGACUCCGUGUCGGACAGCCCAGACAAGAGCUCUGACAUGCAAGGAUCUGAACCGAGUUCCCCCUGCACAGGGAGCUUUGAGGAGAUGGAGGCCCAUAUCACGGCCGGCUCCAGGUCCCCAGUGAUGCCUACGCCUCGCACAGCCCCUGAGGGCGCAGCCAAUGAGAAGAGCCGCAAGAGAGAGAGCGAGUCGCACACACACCCUGCGGAGCGGGAUGGAGUGCAGCCCCCUGCGCAGGUCCCUGCUGACUCCCCAGACCUCCCCCUCUUAGACAGGCUGGCUGAAUCAGGCGACCAGCUCAGCUAUAUGGAGCCUGACCUGGCCGAGACCAACCCCAUCGCCUUCGCCCAAAAACUCCAGGAGGAGCUGGUUCUUGCUGCCUUGAGGAUGGAGGCUCUGCAGGUAGCCAAAUGCAUCUCUCAGAGCCCCUCCCUUGCCAAUGUAUCCCCCAAACAGUCCCGUCUCAAGAAGCCCAGCACGCGGUGGUGGAAUCGCAGCGGUUCACCUGCAGCAAAAAGGGAGGUGUUGUCCCCUGCUGAGAGUGCGGUCUCCAAGACCUCCCUGUACGCCCGGCCUGGAUGCUGCGAGGGAGAGAGCCCCUACCUGCCCCGGGACCUGGACCAUUCUUUGGGCAUCGCCCGCGACGAGAUUGUGGCCAAGGAGAAAGAGGUUCUGGACUGGAAGAGGAAGUACGAGGAGAGUCGGCAGGAUGUGGUGGAAAUGAGACGGAUCGUGUCCGAGUAUGAGAAGACCAUCGCACAGAUGAUUGGCUUGCCUGAGGACGACCAGAGGGACAAAUCGCUGUCACAACACACCAUCCAGCAACUCAUCAUCGAGAAAGACCAGGCUCUGUCUGACCUCAACUCUGUGGAGAAGUCAUUGGCUGACCUUUUCCGUCGCUACGAGAAGCUGAAGGACGUUCUGGAAGGCUUCCGCAAGAACGAGGAGGUUUUGAAGAAGUGUGCCCAGGAGUAUUUGUCACGAGUCAGAAAAGAGGAGCAGAGAUACCAGGCCCUAAAAAUCCACGCAGAGGAAAAACUUGACAAAGCGAAUUCGGACAUCGCUCAGGUGCGGGCGAAGGCCAAGCAGGAGCAGGCGGCCUACCAGGCCACCCUCAGGAAGGAACAGAUGAAGGUGGACUCACUGGAGAGCACCCUGGAGCAGAAGAACCGAGAAAUCGAGGAGCUCACAAAGAUCUGCGACGAGCUGAUCUCCAAGAUGGGGAAGAGCUAGCCUGUGGACGCGAGCGGCUCCGCCCCCUCCUGCGAGCGGCUCCGCCCCCUCCUGCGGUCCGCAACCGUCCAGGAACAUCUGAGAAACCACAGAGGCAGAGGAGCCUGACAUCACUCUCUGCUUCCUCCACACUGUUAACUAAACAGACUUGAGUCCUUUGCCUUCUGAUCUCACACUACUGACUUCGCUCUUGUAGCCCGGGGCAACAGCGCCCCCACUUGGGCCGGAGGUUACUGGGAGUGGAGGUCCAGUAUGCUGUAAUUAUUCUGUACAUUUUGAUGUUUCCAUGUGUACCAAGGGGUGACUUGGUGCGUCGGGGGGGUCUUGUGCUGUAUCAGGGGUCUUGUGAAAGUUUAUAGAAAUGUACUCCCCAUCAGUAGAAACGUUGAGUGAGAUUGUGUCAGUGUGUGUGUGUGUGUGUGUGUGUGUGUGUGUGUGUGAUGGACGCGAGAGAACGAGUGAUAGAGAGAAAGAGUGCACGAGCCAGAGAGAAUGACGUAGUGAUGAGGUUGCUCGCCAACCGUGUCGCCAUGACGACCACUGAUGGAGUCGACUGUUAACCCCUCUUAACUCCCCGCAUUCCCUCCCUGACGCGGAGGCCGCCUGGUUCCCUCCCUGACGCGGAGGUCGCCUGGUUCCCUCCCUGACACGGAGGAGGCCGCCUGAAAGCCUGAGAAACAUACAGUAGAUUCUGAGGAAGCACGACACGUAGAAGACUGCUAAUCAGCGAUUCAUUCAGUGAUCAUGAAAAGAGCCCUUCACCACCAUAAGUGACAUCAUUACUUGCAUGUGCCCACACGGAACCCACCUCCCUCUCUGUACAUAUUCUAUUGGACCCUCCCGAUGAGUAGAGAGACAUUAAGGAACCCACCUGCUGGUUUUGAUACACUCUGUACGUUUUAACCUUCCGCUUCCCGUGUGUACCUUUGUAGAUACUGUGCGUUUACUUUCCUUAAUGGCUUCUUAGCAGAUACCAAUGUCAUUUUUAUUUUUCCGGGGGAUUUUAUUUUGAUAUUAAUGAACCUUAUUAUGGUUAUUGUCAAUGGUAUUGAUUUUGAGAAGCGUAAUUUAAUUUGGAUCGACUUGUCUCAGUCCUGCUAUGGUUGAUGUGUCGCUGGGGCUGGGGUUCAGUCCUGAUCAGCUACUAUGAACCUGCUUACAAAAAAAAAGUGCAAUAAAGGAUGGCAAUAAA
Molecule: messenger RNA, 5801 nt
Organism: Clupea harengus (Atlantic herring)
Lineage: Eukaryota; Metazoa; Chordata; Actinopteri; Clupeiformes; Clupeidae
Gene: tacc2
Product: transforming, acidic coiled-coil containing protein 2
Exons: 24
Coding region: 287-4609 (1440 amino acids)
Biological process (GO): mitotic spindle organization; nuclear migration; cerebral cortex development
Cellular component (GO): cytoplasm
Source: RefSeq, a predicted model, not a curated record